UAAAUAAAUAAUCGCUUAACGCUGAACUUGUCUUGUUCGUGCAAACUGCAAAACAAUCGAGUUCGAGUCCCAUUCUGAAAAUGUCUCAAAGAAUCGGAACAAAGCUAUUUGUCAACAGGUUAUCAUUUCACACUACAAAACAAAGGUUCGAAUCCUUGUUCUCACCAUUCGGAGAAAUUACAGAAGCUACACUUAUAAUUGACCCAAAUACUCAAAGGCCUAAAGGUUUUGGUUUUGUUUCUUACAAAUCUGAAAUUCAAGCUGAAAAAGCUAUCAAAGCAUUGAAUGGAAGGAUAGUUGAUGGAAGGAUUAUUUUUGUUGAACCUGCAAAACCGAAGGACUCGUGAUAUGUGAUUUUUAUCCAUGCUCAAAUCUUGUGUAUUUCUGAUCAUUUAUUGAGAUGUCAAGUUACACUUGAUCAAAGCACAUCAGCUGUAUGUUAUUGCUUAAAGCUCCAUUGUUUUAUUCUUCAGCUUAUCUAAUUGUGGACAUCAUGUUUUACAAAUACAUGAGUAUCCAUUUUGGAAAUUACGAUGCAAGAGAUUUGCAAUAAUUCAUUGUAGAUAGUUUAAAAGUUGAAAUUGUAGGGUUUUUUUUACUUUUUUGUACUGCAAGAUGGCAUGAUUGUUAACUUACAAGUUAACUGGCUAUGUUUCUACAUGAGAAAAUUAGGCCAACUUAACAGAGUCUUGUUUGUGACUAAUUAAUCUUUUGUGGAACUCGAGUGAAGUCUUUCAAUUUUUAAAGGGAGUGACUUUCCGCACCUCCAUAUUUUCUACUACGCCUUAAUUCUCUGCAAGUUUUCUUCUGAAUGUGAAAUUUCUUUAUAUCCAUUUUUCUGUCCAUGUAUAUUUUGGGACAAUAUUACCCAUCCAAUAACAAACUUUUCGAAAAUUGAAGUAUAGUGGAAAAAACAGAGGUGCAGAGAGUCUCUUCCAUUUUAAAUUCAACCUUAAUCACAA
This is a messenger RNA of Trifolium pratense (red clover), 962 nucleotides long. Its product is annotated as organelle RRM domain-containing protein 6, chloroplastic-like. Gene Ontology annotation, molecular function: RNA binding. Bases 81 to 347 code for a protein of 88 amino acids. Lineage: Eukaryota; Viridiplantae; Streptophyta; Magnoliopsida; Fabales; Fabaceae. The record is from RefSeq and is a predicted model, not a curated record. The transcript has 4 exons.